Messenger RNA from Asparagus officinalis (garden asparagus), 2475 nucleotides. Its product is annotated as protein NRT1/ PTR FAMILY 8.3-like. Gene Ontology annotation, molecular function: transmembrane transporter activity. Gene Ontology annotation, biological process: oligopeptide transport; transmembrane transport. Lineage: Eukaryota; Viridiplantae; Streptophyta; Magnoliopsida; Asparagales; Asparagaceae. The transcript is spliced from 5 exons. The coding region runs from base 539 to 2317 and encodes 592 amino acids. Gene Ontology annotation, cellular component: membrane. The record is from RefSeq and is a predicted model, not a curated record.
CUCCUUGUAUAUAAUUGAAAUAAUUCAUUUUCAUCUACUAAACUUUCAAUUUUUCCUUCUCCUUAUUCCCUACUACUACUACUCCCCCAAUUUCUUUGUCUAACCCAUCGAUUUCAAUUGAAAAUCCGAGAUAAAAUUCAACCAAUUAACUCUAGACAAAAUCAAAGUAUGAAGUGUAUAAUGUUAUUCAAAUUGAACACAUCUCUCCCAUGAUUUCAGGAACUUAAAUUCAUUUCAACAGUAAAAUUACAUUGAGACAUCAGCUUCAAAAAGGGCAAAAAAAAAAAAGAAAGAAAGAAAGAAAAAAGGGGAGGAAAAAAAGAAAACUUUGUAACCUUCUAACGAGUGACAACUUAGAAUAAUUAAGUGCGAAGACAGUGAAAUGAUAGGGUAUUUAAGUAAUUAUCCCACUAAUAAAAAAGGGAUAUUUAAGUGCCACUCAGCCAAAAAAAGAGAGAAUAUACCAAAAUCAGCACUAAAGUUACAAAUAGAAUCUGCGUCACAAAACGAGUGUUCUGUAGCUUGACUUGCUUGGAUCAUGGCGAUGGGCUCUGAAGAGCCGGAAUACGCGGAGAGACUCCUGCAAUUAGAAGGAGAGAACCCCCAUCUUCAGAAUGAAAGUAAAGGACCUUAUACAGGGGAUGGAUCAGUUGACCUUAGCGGGAAUCCCGUCUUGAAAAAUCAUACUGGCAACUGGAGAGCUUGCCCUUUUAUCCUAGGAACUGAAUGCUGUGAACGGUUAGCGUACUAUGGAAUAUCAAAAAACCUAGUCACUUAUCUUACUAAAGAGCUGCACCAAGGAAAUUUCUCUGCUGCAAGAAAUGUUACCACUUGGCAAGGCACUUGCUAUCUUACACCUCUCAUCGGAGCUUUUGUAGCAGAUUCAUACUGGGGAAGAUAUCGGACUGUUGCAGUUUUCUCUACAAUUUACUUCAUUGGAAUGCUUUCACUGACUCUCUCAGCAUCAAUCCCGGCUUUGAAGCCUCCUCACUGCAUAGACUUUCUUUGCCCAGAGCCAAGCACAUACCAGUCUGCUAUUUUUUUCUUCAGUCUUUAUCUGAUUGCACUUGGCACCGGUGGCAUCAAGCCUUGCGUCUCAUCUUUUGGAGCUGAUCAGUUUGAUGAUACCGACCCUAAGGAGCGAACAAGUAAAGGCUCUUUCUUCAAUUGGUUUUAUUUCAGCAUCAACAUCGGUGCUUUUACAUCUGGCACUUUUCUUGUAUGGAUACAAGACAAUCAAGGUUGGGGAUUAGGCUAUGGAAUUCCUACAUUUUUUAUGGCUUUAGCUGUCUGUUGUUUCUUUUCUGGCUCGAAAUUUUAUCGAUUUCAAAAACCAGGAGGAAGUCCUGUAAUGCGAAUUUGCCAGGUUGUUGUUGCCUCUAUUAAGAAAUGGAACUUGAAAGUACCAGAUGACAGCUCUCUCUUAUAUGAAUUAGAAGGUAGUAGAUCAGCAAUCCAAGGAAGUCGGAAGAUGGAGCAUUGUGCUAAGUUCAAGUUCCUCGACAAGGCUGCAAUGAUAUCAACCCUAGACACCAAAAGAGAGGACCUCGUCAAUCCAUGGAGUCUCUGCACAGUCACACAAGUCGAAGAACUCAAAAUACUAAUCCAAAUGUUCCCCAUUUGGGCCACCACCAUCAUUUUCUCUUCUGUAUAUUCCCAAAAUUCCUCCUUGUUCUUGGAACAAGGCAUGGUUCUCGACAAAAACAUCGGUUCUAUCUCCAUUCCCCCAGCCUCACUCUCAACCUUCGAUGUCAUCAGUGUCCUCAUCUGCAUCCCAAUCUAUGAUCGCCUCCUUAUUCCAACAGUAAGAAAAUUCACUGGCAGAGAAAGCGGUUUCACUGAUCUUCAAAGAAUCGGUAUUGGCCUUUUAAUUUCUAUACUUGCAAUGAUAUCAGCAUAUUUGGUAGAGAUCAAGCGUCUCCAAAUUGCAUAUUCUGAGGGGUUAGUUCAUCAGAAAGUCGCAGUGUCGAUGAGUAUUCUUUGGCAAAUUCCUCAGUAUUUUCUAGUAGGCGCAGCUGAGGUGUUUACUGUAAUUGGACAGUUGGAGUUUUUCUAUGAGCAGUCUCCUGAUGCCAUGAGAAGUAUAUGCAGUGCUCUUGCACUUGUGACGAGUUCUUUAGGGAGUUAUUCGAACUCGUUGAUUCUGACACUUGUGGCUUCGGUAACGACUAGAGGAGGAACUCCUGGAUGGAUUCCUGACAACUUGAAUGAAGGGCAUCUCGAUCGGUUCUUUUUGUUGAUUGCAGGUUUGAGUGGCUUGAAUCUUGUGAUGUUUGUUUGGUGCGCCUUGAGGUAUGAGAGCAAGAAGGCUUCUUAGAGUUUUGAUUGGAAAAUGGUGAUUUUGUGUAAAUAUUCGACCAGAAAUACAUUUCCAUGAUAAAAUUGUAAAUAAUCCAAACAACAUAUGUCACAAUUCAUUUUUGCAGCAUACCAAACAGUCCCUAGCCGUAUCGUCUUCCUCUGUUGGAUUUUGGG